CUUAAAACUAGGGUUUUUCAUGGUGCCCUCCCUUAUAUAUGAAACCAAAGCAGACAACAUUCGCCCUGCUAUAUAUAUAUCGUCGAGAGGGAGACAGUACAGUAGCGAAGCUCUGCGCCAUUUCUGCUCAGCUUCAUUGGCGACGUUGUUGUAAGCCAUGGUUAAGCAUAACAAUGUUGUGCCCAAUGGGCACUUCAAGAAGCACUGGCAGAACUAUGUGAAGACCUGGUUCAACCAGCCAGCCCGCAAAACCAGAAGAAGAAAUGCGAGACAAAAGAAGGCUGUAAAGAUUUUCCCUCGGCCCACAGCUGGCCCACUACGUCCCAUAGUUCAUGGGCAGACAUUGAAGUACAAUAUGAAGCUAAGGGCUGGCAGGGGAUUUUCUCUUGAGGAGCUCAAGGCAGCAGGUAUUCCCAAGAAACUUGCCCCGACCAUUGGCAUUGCUGUUGAUCAUCGCCGCAGGAACCGUUCCCUGGAGGGUCUCCAGACAAAUGUCCAGAGGCUGAAGACAUACAAGGCCAAGGUGGUCGUCUUCCCAAGACGUGCUCGCAAGUUCAAGGCUGGUGAUUCUGCUCCUGAGGAAUUGGCAACAGCCACCCAAGUCCAAGGCUCUUACAUGCCUAUUGUGCGCGAGAAGCCAACCGUGGAGCUUGUCAAGGUCACAGAUGAGAUGAAAUCAUUCAAGGCCUAUGCCAAGCUACGUGUGGAGCGCACAAAUACACGCCAUGUUGGUGCCAGGUUGAAGAGAGCUGCUGAGGCUGAGAAGGAAGAAAAGAAAUAGUUAGUUUUUGCCCAUGCUGAUGAGUGGAAUUUUUGUUUUAAUUUUUGCUUUUUCAGAUCGUAAGUUAAUUUGCUGGACUUCUUUUGAACCAGUAGUGGUAGUGUUUACAAUAUCAGUUGAAUGUAUGGAUUUUGAUUAUUACUCGUUUAUACCAUUGUCUGGAUUUUUUGUGUUCCAUCAUCCUGGAUCCUUGUAAGAUUAAGGCACCACCCAACUCUUUUGACUGUGUCGUUAUUCAAUUAUUUUAAACUUGAUUACUUUUGAGGUUGGUGUAA
This is a messenger RNA of Camellia sinensis, 1056 nucleotides long. The record is from RefSeq and is a predicted model, not a curated record. Lineage: Eukaryota; Viridiplantae; Streptophyta; Magnoliopsida; Ericales; Theaceae.